UGAUUGACAUUUUUUUUGUUUGAUUCUUUCCAAAUCCAAACAGACUAAGGUAUACAAUUUUAUUGUCUCACUAUGAACUAGUUCUCUGGUUUAUUUAUUAAUACCGGUACUAUUCCAUUUUGGCAUAUUUACAGCACAACACUAACUUUCUUCCACUUUCCAGAGGUGAAGCACAUUUUUAUAUUUUAUAUGUACAAUAGUAUCAACCAUGCAACAAGUUAGAUGCGGUUGGGUUACUAAUGAUCCAGUCUACAUUCAAUAUCAUGACGAAGAAUGGGGUAAACCAGAAUUCGAUACAGAGAAAUUAUUUGAAAUGUUAUGUUUAGAAGGACAGCAGGCUGGAUUAUCUUGGCUUACUAUUUUGAAAAAACGAAAUAGUUACAGAGAGAUUUUCCAGGGAUUUACCCCCUCUAAAGUAGCCAAUUUUACUGAUGAAGAUGUCAAACGGAUUCUGAUCGAUGCAAGAAUUAUAAGACAUAAAGGAAAAAUUGAAGCCAUAAUACAGAAUGCUAAAGCGUAUUUGGAAAUGGAAAAAAAAGAUGAGAAUUUUUCAGAAUUUAUUUGGGAUUUUGUUAGUAAUAAACCUAUUAUCAAUAACUGGAGUGAUAUUAAAGAAAUACCAACUAAAACUGCCGAAUCAAUAGCACUUCUUUCUACAGCAUUAAAAUCUAGGGGAUUUAAAUUUGUUGGGCCCACGAUUUGCUAUGCAUUUAUGCAAGCUUGUGGUUUAAUAAAUGAUCACACAUUAAACUGUUUUGUAACAAAAAAAAAUCGUGAUAAUUGAGAAUAAUUUAAAAAUUGUGUUUUAGGUUAGGAGGUGGCCGAACUGGCCGAAAAAAAUACUUUUAAAUAAAUUUUAUUACUUUGCUCUAGCAACAUUUGUGUAGUACAUU
This is a messenger RNA of Ostrinia nubilalis (European corn borer), 893 nucleotides long. Its product is annotated as DNA-3-methyladenine glycosylase 1-like. The record is from RefSeq and is a predicted model, not a curated record. NCBI's taxonomy places the organism in Eukaryota, Metazoa, Arthropoda, Insecta, Lepidoptera, Crambidae. Gene Ontology annotation, molecular function: DNA-3-methyladenine glycosylase activity. The coding region runs from base 209 to 784 and encodes 191 amino acids. Gene Ontology annotation, biological process: base-excision repair. The transcript has 2 exons.